AUGGAAAAGUCCAAGGACAAAAAGGAAUGCAUUCAGGCGGGGACCUCAGCUUCUGGAGGAGGUCAGAUUAUGAAAGCUGGACCCAAGAAGAGAUGUCGGGCGUUAUCGACAUUGAUCCAGUGUAUAAGAGCAAUCAGAUAUGAUGAUGGAAAGCUAGAUGCAACCAAGCCCAUUUCUACGGAGAUCAAGAAAAAUCUCCUCAACCCGCGAAACGAGUCCCAGGACGUACAACCCGCAAACGCCUACUACCCCCUCGCCUGGUCAAGGGCAAUGUCACUCGAUGAAGUAGCAUAUCAAAACGAACCCGACCUCAACAAGGCCGCUUUUAAGGAGAAACUAGGCCUGCCCACAGCAAUGAGGCUUGACAACGUCCUUGAUCCGUCUUCCUUACCCGUCGCAGUCACAAAAGGUCACAAGUUAUCAAAGAGGCUGCCGACUUUUGAGAUCCCUAAACACUGGCUGCCGCCUUCUCGAACUCCUUUACUCCCAGAAGAUUGUAGCGCUCUUGACAUCGAACGGAAAUCAAUCUUGGUGAAAAAGAAAAGCAAAAAGGUUCAAGUGCCGACCGCAACCUGUCGUCGGUAUCUCAGCGGUCGAGGAGCUGCUUCACAGGCUGGCACUGAAGAAACCAGUGAAACAAUGGUUCGUCCUCAGCAGGACAAUGCACAGUCGUCUGUCUCAACAACCGUUGACGCAGAUAACUUCACCAUCGAUAUGGAUCAUGUGGAAAACCUCCACCUCUUUGACUAUGAUGAAUUCGAGCAUGCGCAAUACGAAGAAGCGGAAAACCUACCAGAAUCUGUUAUCCCAAACCAGUAUUGGCUGCGCGGUAGUCCUAAUGUGGCGCUCGCAGUGACCAAAGAUGAUGAAAAGACAGGACACCAGAUACCAGUAGAGUUAGGCGCUGAUACGAGCAGUUCUACUGACAGCGAUGACUACUCGUCUCACAGUCAAUCUCCAUCGAGAAGUUCUGCUUGUUAUGCUGGUGUGCAGUCACCAUCUUCCAGAAUCAUGGUCGACACCGGUACGACCAUGUCAUCAUCGGCAACAGCAACAGCAACUCGGCCAACGUUCAAAUUUAAAACGCCAUACAACACCAGAGGCUCCUCACCCGCGCAAACAUAUGACCCGGAUCCCGAUGAGCUCCCGAAUCUCCAGCCCUCAACCAUCCGGCAGUGUUUCAAUGAGUCAGUUCAAGGUUCUCCCGUAAUUGAGGAUUUCCCUGCCGCUAAGCGAAGGCGGGAAUCACCGCGUGUGGUAAAGAAAUCCACUGCGGCGCCACUAUGUGCGAAGCUGCGAGGAUCAGUAGGAAACAACAACAACAAUGCCGGCUUUGAUGAAUCGCUCUACAAUCUCAUGGAUGACCUGUUGGUUAGCUCUUCUAGUUCGGAAGACACUCUGCCUGAAUUUGAUGUAUGA
This is a messenger RNA of Lineus longissimus, 1419 nucleotides long. RefSeq lists its product as uncharacterized. The record is from RefSeq and is a predicted model, not a curated record. NCBI's taxonomy places the organism in Eukaryota, Metazoa, Nemertea, Pilidiophora, Heteronemertea, Lineidae. Bases 1 to 1419 code for a protein of 472 amino acids. The transcript has 6 exons.